Molecule: messenger RNA, 189 nt
Organism: Candidula unifasciata
Lineage: Eukaryota; Metazoa; Mollusca; Gastropoda; Stylommatophora; Geomitridae
Source: the annotation of a GenBank genome assembly
AUGAUUUUAAACAUUUCCCGGCCCAAGUUCAUCAAACCAGACACAGGUCAUGCAGAAGUGGUUAAAUGCCUGAUUAGCCAUGGUGCCAGUUUGACAAAGGUAAAUGAAGACCAUCAGACGCCAGUGCAGGUUGCUGAACUAUACAAGGCUCAGGAUGUUCUUGAUGUGCUCACCAAGUCUGCUGUCUAA